AGGGAAAGUAAAAUUUGCAGGUUUGUUGUAAAAGUAUCUGCCCUUCCCGCUGCCACCUAGCAGUGUUUUUUCUUCUUCUUUUCUCAAAUACCCUUUUCCCUCCUAAUUCAGUUCUAAAGCUGGCACUUCUGCCUAAGUAUAUACUUACAGGUUGUUUUUUUUUUUGCUGAUAUAUAUAUUCAUUGUUUUCUCCCUUUCUUAUCUACAAUUCGACGUGUUGCGCGCUUCUCCCCUUCCGGCAGUUUGAGAAAAGCGAAGUUCAACACUAUUUUCCCAAGAGAGGUUGUGCCAAUCCGACGCCGUUAACGACUCGUCGUGGAAAGCUCUCUUUUUUACUUUCCUUGGCAGACAGCCUCUUGCGUUCAACCGUCUUCUAAAGCAGACAAGCUAACAAACAGAACACGCAUGCCGAGAUCUUUUGCGCGGCCCGGUGCGCUGCUCAGCGCCUUCCCCGUGACUCGCUUCAGCACACUGGACCACACCGCCCAGCGGCGAACCCAUGAUGUUCUACGGCAGUCUGUCGAGCGCUUGUGGAGCCCGUUUACCGUGGGACGACGCGGGGCUGACCUGAAGGUCUACCGCUUUCACGAGAACCUCGCGGAGCUCUGCGCACCCGGCAACACCUUCACCUGCCAGGUGAAUGGGGCACCGGGCGGGAAACGCGUGCUGGAGGACUUCUUCGCCACGCUUCUCAGCGGCUUCGACAUUGUGCAGGUCAACGUGGAGAACGCACGAAGCAACUCGCUGGCCGAGGCGCGCGACAUGCGCAACCACCGCGGCUUCUACGUCUUGGCGCACACCCGUCCGUUUCUUGGCUGGACGCCAACGCCGACUUCUCUGCGUCUGCCGGCGUCGUGCGCGCCUGUGUCGGCGAACGACGCUGCAAUGGCGGCGCAGGCGGGCAGUUGCGGUGAGGCGGCGUACGGAGGAGAGGGUGAGGCGGCCGCGGAACACUUCUGUCCGACUCCUGUGCAAAUGGAGACGGCAACGGUCGAGCUUGCCUCUGCGGAUGGGUCGCCGUCGCUGACCAGCUCGACCACCUUAGUGGUGCCUUUCACCACCUACGUGGAGGGCGUGAUGGGCAGCGGACGUCUGUCUCACCUCGUGCUGCGCUCCCCGGUGAUGGAGCUGCUCAGCAGCUGUGAGGAGUGCCCGACACCGGUGCGACAGUGUUUGCAGAGCAAGGAGGCGCUGAAGAUGUUCGCGACGCUGCGUCGUGCGGGUGUCAAGCCGGAGAUUAUUACUUCAAAGACGCUGCUGAGUGCGUCGAAGCAAAAUGAGGUGUGGACGGCGGCGCUUGGUAUCCUAUAA
Molecule: messenger RNA, 1311 nt
Organism: Leptomonas pyrrhocoris
Lineage: Eukaryota; Euglenozoa; Kinetoplastea; Trypanosomatida; Trypanosomatidae
Exons: 1
Coding region: 406-1311 (301 amino acids)
Source: RefSeq, a predicted model, not a curated record